AUGAGGAACUACUUGAAGAAUCAAGUAAGGUAUGGAUUCUUAGGUUUGACUAACCAAUUGGACGGUGAUCCAAGGACAUACGAAGAAGCGAUAUCUGACAUCGACUUGGAUAAGUGGCUUGUGGCCAUGAAAUCUGAAAUGGACUCGAUGGGUUCAAAUCAAGUUUGGACCCUCAUGGACCCACCUAAAGGUGUUAAGCCAGUAGGUUGCAAAUGGGUAUCCAAACAUAAGCUUGGAGCUAACAGGGAGGUUACUACCUUCAAGGUCAGGCUCGUGGCAAAAGGAUACACUCAAAGACCCGGGGUCGACUUUGUCGGAACCUAUUCGCCUGUGGCCAUGGCCAAGUCCAUUCGGAUACCGCUCGCUAUUGCAGCUUGGUAUGACUAUGAAAUAUGGUAG
Sesamum indicum (sesame) is the source of this 399-nucleotide messenger RNA. NCBI's taxonomy places the organism in Eukaryota, Viridiplantae, Streptophyta, Magnoliopsida, Lamiales, Pedaliaceae. The record is from RefSeq and is a predicted model, not a curated record.